GCACCCCAGCAUCUGUCCCCAGCCCUCCCACCUGGCUCUUCACUAACCCUUCUGCCGCUCACCCCCACCCCAGGGCAAAGCUGGGCAGACACCCGAGUCAUCGGGGCCAAGGAAUGCCGCCCCCACUCGCAGCCCUGGCAGGCUGGGCUCUUCUUCCUCACCCGACCCUACUGCGGGGCGACCCUCAUCAGUGACCGUUGGCUGCUCACAGCUGCCCACUGCCGAAAGCCGUAUCUGUGGGUCCGACUCGGCGAACACCACCUCUGGAAAUGGGAGGGUCCAGAGCAGCUGUUCCGGGCCACAGACUUCUUCCCUCAUCCUGGGUUCAACCCGGACCUCAGUGCCCAAGACCACAAUGAUGACAUCAUGCUGAUUCGUCUGCCCAGGAAGGCAUUUCUGGGACCUGCCGUGCAGCCCCUCAAACUCAGCCGGACCUGCAUCCCCCCAGGCACCCAGUGCCUAAUCUCAGGCUGGGGGGCCGUAUCCAGUCCUAAGGGUACAGCCUUGUCCACACACACACCCUAUGUUUCAUGCCAGGGGUCUGAAUCCCCUCUCUUUUUCU
This is a messenger RNA of Physeter macrocephalus (sperm whale), 562 nucleotides long. Its product is annotated as kallikrein-9-like. Gene Ontology annotation, cellular component: secretory granule. Lineage: Eukaryota; Metazoa; Chordata; Mammalia; Artiodactyla; Physeteridae. The record is from RefSeq and is a predicted model, not a curated record. Gene Ontology annotation, biological process: proteolysis. The annotation marks the transcript as partial. Gene Ontology annotation, molecular function: serine-type endopeptidase activity. The transcript is spliced from 2 exons.